Messenger RNA from Nicrophorus vespilloides, 1419 nucleotides. RefSeq lists its product as uncharacterized. The coding region runs from base 74 to 1168 and encodes 364 amino acids. The transcript is spliced from 5 exons. Lineage: Eukaryota; Metazoa; Arthropoda; Insecta; Coleoptera; Silphidae. The record is from RefSeq and is a predicted model, not a curated record.
UUCUGUAAUCUUAUUGAAUUUUCUUUAUUUUAUUAGUGUUUUUUUCCUCGUAAGUUAUUGAGUUUUAACGACCAUGGACACCAGAGGCAGGAAAGUGUUUCUUGAUUUCAACGAUUCGACGAAAAUCCACGUGAAUGUGGACAACAGCAAGACUGAUUCUUCAUCGAACAUUCAGCGAGCCGAACGCCUGGCGAAGCUCCAGAAGAUUUUGAAGAGGAAUUCCAAGCUGAGGUCCACCGGCACUAUGACGAAGAUACAUUAUCCUGAUUCUCUUCUGUCCAGCAGCAGCGCUGCGAAUGUGAAGUUUAAUAAACGAAAAACCGAAACGAAACCGGAGUGCUGCACGUUGGGUGUUCCGAGACGCCCCACGAGGAGAGUGACCAAAGAGAAUGUCCUCAAGUUCUUCGAGAUGAAGGCGAUUUGCUCCCGGCCUACCGUGGCUAUAAAAACCACGGGGAAGCUGGACAUCCCGUUGCUAACACAACCAAUAAAUUUGGUAGUGUACAAGAAGCCGUCCCAGGAGGCUCCAAGUCUUGAGAAGGCUGUCGAAGGGAUUGUGAAUUGGCGGAAGGAGAGCAAAUCGUUUUUCAAAGAUGAGGAAUACGAGAGGAAACCUGGGGCUUACGUACCUCCGAUGUUGAGGUCCAGCAAACCGAAAGGGAUUGUAAUCGAGACCAAAUCAAUCGACAAAGAGUCGUUCAAACCGCUCGAUUCGAGCUCUCCCAUUGCGACGCUGCAGCAUCCGGAGAUGAAGAAAUCUUCGGAGAAGAAGAUGAAGACGAACCCGACCAAUACCGCAGCUCUGGUGCGGAAGAACUACGACAGUAGGAAUAAGGUGACAGCGCGUCCGAUGGGGCUGCAGCACAGCUAUUACAAGAGACACAGCAAAUCACCGCCGACUACCCAAGCCCAGGAUAGACUUUUGACCGUGCAGAAAAGCAUCUCCGACGAUGAGUGCAAGUCCAGAGGCUCGGAGUCGAAGACGAAGAAGGUCGUCCGGAAUCUUGGUGAUUGCUUAGAAAAAUUACAAAUCGCAGAGAAGACGUUGAGAUGUCGCGAGGAGGACACGAAGAAAACCAACUUCCUGUGCGAUAGGAUUCGUUUUGCGACGCAUGAAGAAUGCCCAAAGCCAGUUCCGUUGCGCAGACCUUACACGAAGCCUCAAUAAUUGUUUAACGAAUUAUUAUUUUUUUUGCGAUAAUACAACAACGUUUGUAGUAUUAUUUCAAUUCCGUUUGACCUUGUGUAAGAAGAAUGUUGUUUUCCGUUUCUUGCGAUCAGAGUUUAUUUUCGUUAUUAGUUUUUAAAAUAUUUUUAAUACACAUAUCAGUAUUUAACCAAAUUACCUUUAGAAUAGUAACAGAAAAGUAUAGUACUGCUGGCUAUAGUAUGUAUAUAUAUAUAUAUAGUAUUUGCAUU